This is a messenger RNA of Gambusia affinis (western mosquitofish), 2094 nucleotides long. It is a transcript of the gene ppp1r3cb, whose product is annotated as protein phosphatase 1, regulatory subunit 3Cb. The coding region runs from base 145 to 1173 and encodes 342 amino acids. Lineage: Eukaryota; Metazoa; Chordata; Actinopteri; Cyprinodontiformes; Poeciliidae. Gene Ontology annotation, cellular component: protein phosphatase type 1 complex. The record is from RefSeq and is a predicted model, not a curated record. The transcript is spliced from 2 exons. Gene Ontology annotation, biological process: regulation of glycogen biosynthetic process. Gene Ontology annotation, molecular function: protein phosphatase 1 binding; glycogen binding.
GUUGAAAUCGCAGAGUGCUGAGCAAACCCCGGCACUGAGGGAGCGAAGCGAAGGGGGAGUGACCGCAGCAUGAGCCUGUAGACCCGCAGACCUGGACUGAAAACCUUCUGCCUGUUUCCCCUCGGAGGGUCCGAUUCUGUUUCCAUGAGUGCUGCAAGUGUGCUCACGUCCUUCAGUCCAUCCGCGAUGCCUGGCCCCGUGAUGACAGACGUGGCGAUGAGGUUCUACAUCAGCCACUCUCCGCCUCCUCUGCGGAGCUUCAUCAGCUCCUAUGGCGACCUGCAGCGGCCCAAGAACCGGGCCACCCAGCCCAGCGCCCGCAGCCGCAGCCAGCAGCUCUACAAGCCGCUGCGGCCCUGCCUCAGCGGCCAGCGCCGGGCGGCCGACGACGGCGCCCACGUGGCCUGGGCCAAGAAGAAGCCCAUGAAGAAGAGCGUUGUGUUCGCCGACACCAAGGGCCUGUCGCUCACCGCCAUCCACGUUUUCUCCAAGUUCGACGACGAGCCGUUCCAGAACAAGCCGGUGGACGGGAUCGCGGAGGAGCUGCAGUUCGAGAUGAGCGACCUGGAGAACGCCACCAUGGACCUGAAGAUCAGCUCGGUGCGCAGCCUGGCGCUCGACUUCAAGCAGCCCUCCUCCGACUACCUGGACUUCCGGAACCGGCUGAUCCGGAACUGCGUCUCCCUGGAGAACUGCUCGCUGCAGGAGCGCUCGCUGAGCGGCACCAUCAAGGUCCGGAACGUGGGCUACGAGAAGUCGGUGCAGGUCCGGGUCACCUACGACUCGUGGUCGACCUUCAGCGACGUCGACUGCAGCUUCCUGAACAACGUCUACGGCUGCCAGGACACCGACACCUUUGCCUUCGAGCUGGAGCUCCCGGCGUGCACCCCGCCCCAGAACCGAAUCGAGUUCUGCAUCUGCUUCAGGGUCCAGGGCCAGACCUACUGGGACAAUAACGAAGGCAAGAACUACCCUCUGAAGCACGUCGGCUGGAGCGGAGAGGACAUGAGCAGAGACUCUGCGGCGCAGCAGAAACCGCCGGAGCACAAAGCCGGGGCCGCCAAGGUCCCGGAGCUGGAGUUCGACCAGUUCGGCAGCCCACGCAUGUCCAGCGGACUGUUCCCGGGCUGGCAGAGCUGGGGUCACAUCGACAACACCGUGCCUUACUGGUGAGCGCGCCAGAGCCAGCUCCGGGUCUGAGUCCGAUCGACUCAAAGCAAACUGGACCUGAAGAUACAAAACCCAGACAAAACCCCGAGGUCAACUGACCUGCUUUCAGCCGGAACCGCUCACUGGGCCGGUCAACGAUUAAACUGGAGGAGCAGGAGGGAAGUCCGGCGGAGAACCAGCUGAAUACAACUGUAAAAUAUGUUGAAACGUGCCUUUUCUCUGUGCCUGCUCACUAAAAUAAAGACUCUUAGUGCACAUGAGGACGGUGGGCCCCUUUCUGGGGGUCAGAUGCAUUAGCUGAACAUGCACUGAUUGAGAUGUCCCUCUCAAUGUGACAACGUCAGUAAGCUGAGGGAAAUGAAUUACUGGUAUUAAUCCUUCAUAUUGAAGGGAAAGCUGGGGGAGUGCAUGGCCACAGGAAACAGCUGAUUCAUUUGUAAUGAAGCAGAAAACUAAACCUCCUGCACCUUCUGUCACACGUAGAAAGUUCAGAAUCGCCUCGGUUGUACAAACAGGAGUCAUGCAGCCCUUCCUUUCCCUCCAUGUAGAUUGCACAUGUCUGUCUGGUAAAUGAGUUGAGUGAUGUAAUUCUGAGGAACUGAGCUGCUAUGAAGAUGUCACAAGAAAAGACUGGAAUGUGAUUGGUUGGCUAUGAAAGUGAGGAAGUUUGGAAAUGUGAGGUUCUGGUACGUGCAGAGAGAAGUGCUGUAAAGUCUGAAUGUGUCGUUUCCUUUAGCUGUUUUUACAAAGUGCAAUUGUUCAUGUACAGAAUGUGUGGAUGCAGCGGACAUGUUUCCUUUUCUCAGGCUGAAGAAAAGGUCCAAUCCGCCGCGUUUUGAGUCUCACUUGAAGGCGUGUGGCUGACGCGUCAUGUUGGUUAUGUAUUUCCUUUUCUGAAAUAAAUUUCUAUAUUUGUGCUAACGA